This is a messenger RNA of Eptesicus fuscus (big brown bat), 1389 nucleotides long. RefSeq names its product plasminogen activator, urokinase receptor (gene PLAUR). Bases 73 to 1083 code for a protein of 336 amino acids. The transcript is spliced from 7 exons. Lineage: Eukaryota; Metazoa; Chordata; Mammalia; Chiroptera; Vespertilionidae. The record is from RefSeq and is a predicted model, not a curated record. Gene Ontology annotation, cellular component: plasma membrane.
UAACAAAACUGUCUCCUUCCCGGGGCCGGACUCAGAGGUGCAGGGAGGCCACGCACAGAGCCGCUGCCUACCAUGGGCGUCCCGGGAAUGCUGCCGCUGCUGCUGUUGGUUCAAGCCUGCAUUCCAGCCACCUGGGGCCUGCGGUGCAUGCGGUGUGAGAGGACCGGGAACUGCCAGGUGCGAGAGUGCGCGCCUGGCCAGGACCUCUGCAGGACCACGAUCCUGAGCAUAUGGGAAGAAGGUGCAGAGCUGGAGGUGGUGGAGACGGACUGCGCCCACCCAGAGAAGACCAACAGGACCAUGAGCUAUCGGAUCGGCAUGCAGGUCAUCACCCUGACAGAGGCCGUGUGUGGGUUCGACUUGUGCAACCGGCCCAGCCCUGGCCGGGCUCCCGCCUUUCCCCGAAGCCGAAGCCGGUACCUCGAAUGCGUUUCCUGCGCCUCUUCAGACCUGAGCUGCGAGAGGGGCCGGGACAAGAGCCUCCAGUGCCGCAGCCCCAGUGAACAGUGCCUGGAGGUGGUGACCCACCGGGACCGGGACCUGGCCGGGAGUCCAGGGGAUGAGCGCCACUCCCGAGGCUGUGGCCACCUCCCUGGCUGCCCGGGCCCCACCGGCUUCCACAGCAACCACACCUUCCACUUCCUGCGGUGCUGCAACACCACCAAAUGCAACGGGGGCCCAGUGACGGAGCUUGAAAACCUGCCGCCGAAUGGCCUCCAGUGUUACAGCUGUCAGGGGAACAGCACCCACGGGUGUUCCCCCGAGGAGACCUCCCUCACCACCUGCCGAGGCCCCAUGAACCAGUGUCUGGAAGCCACAGGCACUGAUGGGCCAGGCCACCCGGGCUACACGGUGAGAGGCUGUGCAACGGCCUCGUGGUGCCAGGGCCUCCAUGUGGCUGAAGCCUUCAAAUUGACGGACCCCAACGUCUCCUGCUGUACCGGAAACGGCUGUAACCACCCCAACCGAGAUGCCCAGUCCCGCAGGGGGGGCGCCCCCCGGCCUGGCCCUGCCCGCCUCUGCCUCACCAUCACUCUACUUAUGACUGCAAGACUGUGGGGAGGCAUGCUCCUCUGGACCUGACCCCCACGCUCUCCCUGCCCUGGCUGGAUCCAGGGGACCCCUGCGCCCUCCCCUCAGCUCCCAGGCCUGCAGACUUGCCGUGUGACUUCGGGCCCGUGUGCUGCUUCCUCUGGGCCUCAGUUUCCCCAGCUGUGAAAACACCUGUCCCACAGAAUUACGAGAAACAGAGGAGAAAAGCUAGAGAAAGGCUGCGGGCCAGCAGGAGUUCUUGUUACUAAUAUUGUUGCCCCUAUUGUUGUUAUUAUGAAUUAAUAUUUGUUUUAUUUAAUAUUUUAUACUUUAUAUAAAGAUUUUUAUACCAAUGAA